UUAAAUACUGCGUCCAAAGACCAACACAAAAUGUGGCCACCCAAACUUUUUGUGCGGUACAACAGUGUUUACUUAGUUUUUGGUUUUGGAGCAUUUUUUUUAAGCCUGAGUACUGAGCCUUCUGAUAAUUUGCCAAAUGAGUUCAAAACGUCAAAAGCGCGCUAAAUCUUUCUCUACAGAUGAGAAAAAUUUGUUAAUCUAUUGCGUUAAAAGUCAUAGCGCAAUUUGGGACCUCACUGAUCCAAAACAUGGUGACAAUAAUGUGGUCAGAGAGGAUUGGGAAGUUAUAGCGGAGUCUUUAGAAAAAACUGUGAAUGAAUGUAGAGACGCGUGGACCUCACUACGAGAGAGCUAUCGGUACCACCGUAAACAGGCAUCAAAUCGUUUGAAAAAAAAUGGAGCAGCUGACGGGGACGCUUUGGAACAGCCUGAAAUUCGGUGGGAGUUUGCCGAACGCAUGUCCUUUUUGCCCGACUUUUCCAAAAAGAGAACGACUUUCAGUUCCGAUUUUACGGAAGACAACGACUCCUCUAUUGACUUUCUGGAUGAUGAGGAUGAAGAAUUCCCAAGCUGUUUGACAUCGGGAGGAAAAAGCAAACACGACUAUAAACAGAAGAGCACUCCCAGUAAGUCAAAAUCGAAGUCCACCGAGAAUUCAGCCCUAGUGGAGUUGCUGGGUGGUUACCUAAAGGAAUCGAAGGAAACCAUCGAUGCCCAGAUCGAAUUACAAAAUAACAAAAAAGAAUCGCCCUAUGCAACAGCACUGAGCUAUUGGGACACACUUUUAAAUAACAUGCCACCUCAGCAGGCUCAGUUGACUGUCAUAAAAAUAACAAACAUGAUCCACGAGGCUUCUCUUAAAGUAUUAAAUAAGGAUAAAUAG
Drosophila gunungcola (fruit fly) is the source of this 883-nucleotide messenger RNA. RefSeq lists its product as uncharacterized. Bases 137 to 883 code for a protein of 248 amino acids. Gene Ontology annotation, biological process: regulation of transcription by RNA polymerase II. The transcript is spliced from 4 exons. Gene Ontology annotation, cellular component: nucleus; transcription regulator complex. NCBI's taxonomy places the organism in Eukaryota, Metazoa, Arthropoda, Insecta, Diptera, Drosophilidae. The record is from RefSeq and is a predicted model, not a curated record.